AUCACCGGUAAGCUGUCACAAUAUCAGCUUUUUACCUCACAACUAAAAAAUGUGCAAUGAUAAUGCUAUCCCAAACAUGGAAAACACACAUCAGUCCAAUUUAAGCUACUGUAAGGAGUUUUAAACUGGAAAUAUGCUGAGAUGUAGUGUUACCUUUUUCUUAAAGCAAUUAUUACCAUCAGUAAAAAGACCAGUAUUACCUAUGUUGUCAUUUUUAGUGCCUAAUGUCGGUGUUAGAGUGUAGCUCUCAGGCCAGAUGAUGGACAGGAUGCUAAAGUGGUCUGUAUUUUUAGUUUGUCUACAGCAAGUUUUCUACAUGAGUCAAACACUUGCUGUUAAAAAAAACAACUGAAGGUGAUACUUGCUCAAGACAUUACUCACAUGUGUACAGAAGUACAGAGGAAGGUGCAAAAAGAAAGAGAGAGGUGUGACUUUGUUCAGCGGGGCCCCAAAAUCAACACAAACAGGAGCUUUAGAGACAGGCACAACGAAGGUCGAAAAACAUCUUUCUUAAUAAACCUAAUAAAUUAACACAACUGACUUGAUUUGAGCUCCAGUCACCACACACUGCUGUAGAGGAUCAUGUAGGUUAACAUGUUAACCUUCAAGUUCAAGAUUGUCUCAAACAAUGAUUGUUUGUCAUGCUUUGAUUUUGAUGUUUCAACUGUGUUGCAUUUAGGUUGAUUAAUUUACUUAAAUGUGAAAACAUGUCUUUAUUCUGAAAGGACACUCUCAUACUCUGUCCAGUACAUGGUAAGCUACAAAACUGACUGAAAACAGCUAAAAAAAACUGUUAAAACACAGAAGUGUAGAUGUUAAGUGUACUAGCUCUUAUGUCAUUUUGAGGCUCACGAAAUCUUUAAACAGCAACAUUUAAAAAAUGUCUGACCAUCUUUGAACGAGCUGCUACUGGCCGUAUAUUCCAACCUGCAAAAUUCCUGUCGCAUUGUUCGUCAUAAAAUAUAUAGCUAGUUACUGUUGCUUCUUCUUUCUGACCAUUUUACAGCGGUUGGAAACCAGCAUCAUAAACCACUACCACUUCUAACUGAGAACAAAUCAGUUACACAACAUAUUUUUUUGCUUAUUUUAGCCCAACAACAAUAUUCCUCUAGUUAUAAGACAGUUAUUAUUGAAACAAGUAUACAGUGACAGCUUUUUAACAAAUAUAUAAAAUCAAACAUUGUUAGUUUCAAAGUUUUUGCUUAAAUUUUUCUCAGCUUUAAACCUUGAUGGGCCACACCACCUCUUUUAAAUAAACGUAUCUGGAGAAACACAAAAAUACAAUUAAUAGGCGAAUAUAAAUCCAUUUAAACCAGUAGUAACAGUGAUGGACCCAAACACUGAGGCAGAUGUAUUCAGACUGUGGUGUUUGCUAAAUGUGCACACUCCUGAAACAAUUUAUCUACACAUAUACGGGAGUGAGAACUGCUAAACUUAAACAAACUCAAACAUUGGUUGAUAACAAACCAGACAUUUACGGUAUAUAUUCAUGAUAUGUUUUUCUUCUCUAAUGCCUUGAAUAAUGCAGAAUAAUGUCAGUCUGUUAUUUGUAAUGUAACAACUGUGCUCAACAGUUGGAAGGUGUCCUGUAACUGUACAAUUUGACUUCUAUUGUCUAUAAGUAAUUGUUAUGAAGCAGACCCACUGCAUGCAGUGCGGCUAAAAUUCACUUCAAUUCAUUGUGCUGUAAGUAACCACUUCCCUGCAAAAAGCCCUGUGUGGUAAAGUUGUCAGUAAGCAGUGUCGUGAGCGCAACUAGUGGCACCACUUUUUAACUUUCCACUUUGUCAAAGUCAUCCACAUGAUGAAAACAAUGAUACACCUUAAGAGUUAUUAGUCUGAAAUUUCAGGGAAAGCCAUGGGAGUGGUCCCUGCAUCUCCAGGCAGAUUGAAUUCUUGUCAAUGGGUACAUACUCUUUGGACUGUGGAUGACCGUUGGUUAUUGUGCUAGUCCAGGGAUAUCGGUAUUGAUGCAUAAUCUCUGAAAUGUUGUCCAACAUUCAUUAGUUUUGUUGAAUGAACUCAAUUUCACAUGAUAAGCUCAUGAACUGGCCAACUUUUUUAAACUGGUGGUUGGUUUGGUAACUUCUCUCAAGUAGGCAGCAGUACGACGCCUUCUUAUCUGCCAGGUGGGAGGUACCAUAAGUGUGUAACAUCACGAGAAAUGAAUUAAUAUAGAGUGGCACCCCUGCUCUCUCUAACUCACACACAUUCAUGCACACAAACACAGACACACAAUGUCUGUGAUGACUUUUCCUCAAAAAAUGAAUUGAAUUGAAAUGAAUUUAAUGAAACAGGGCUUUGACUGCAUAAAGGAGACAGCAGACAUGAAUCAGACGUUUGCUGAAAGGAGUCAGAAAAAGCGAGAAUAGUGAAAACGAGAGUUUGACAGAACCACUGAAUGAGAGGAGAACAGGAAGAGAGCUAAGGUUCAUCAAGGAAAUGAGAAAAUAAAGGCAGAAGUGGAAGUGGUCGGUGUUAAACAAAGUCACAGGAGGCAGAGCGUCGGAGGGUGUGCAGGAGAGAAUCAUCGCUGGUUUCAUGAACAAACAACACAUUUAAACAGUUUGUAAGAGAAGAAAGUGAUUCAUCUGAUGAGAGACGACAGAUAUUGACAGCAGAGAGCAAGUUUAACUCUUGGUUUUGACUACAGCCACAGCAUGGGGUGAGUAGUUUCUGUACAGACAAUGAUACUGUUCAUCUGAUCAAACUUUUCUCUGCAGAUCAUAUUAACUUUCUCAUAGUGAAUUAUAUUCAUCCUUACGAUUCAAAUUUCACUUUAAUUCUUACUUUAAACCCUGUCACGAGCAGGUGUCUGCAGCCGCUGUUUGUCUGGAGGUGUGUGUGGGAAUAAAAAUGAAAAUAUCAGAGCAGAAGUUUCUGUAUUUGUCAUGGAAGGAACAUAAAGUCAAGUGUGAACAGCCACCUGUUUAGCUGACACUUUUGAUACAAUCUAUCGCAUAAUGAAGUCCAUAUUAGGCAGUGUUGCACUGUGCAUAGGAAGUGGUAGAUAUGUGUACCUUUUACAGGAAGUAAAGGUUUCCCACAGACAACAAACCUCGCAAGAAUUAAAUGAAAAUAUCUCAGUGUUACAAUGUCUAGCAGAGCACAGAGGUAAGUCGCUGUGUUGUCCUUUUGUUACUCUUUUUUGAGGUAUUUUUUUCAAUUAUAAAAGCCACAUAAAGAAUAAAUCUUACAAUGGUUACUGUGAUUGUUUACAGCUGAAUGUAUUUGCAGCAGCUCUGUGCAAAAGCACAGUUGACGUGCUGAUUUGCAGGGGUGUGUCCCAGAUUUUUGACUGGGGUGGCCAAACUGGGGAACUGACUUAAGCAUGGAGUGCAUGCCUACACAGAUGAAUAAAAAGCAUUUGUUUUCCUGACUGCAGUAUUCAUAUCCACUUUGCAAAGUAUACAGACAUUGUAUUCUUAUUGAAUAUUUUGAAGUAAAAUUGUUACACAAGAGAAAAGCACAUUGAGUAUGUUUACAAGGACUUCAGUAUCCUGGUUUACAUCUGGGUUUUUAAGUAUGUUGUUUUUGUGUUUGAGCAUGUGGUAGCCCUUACGCCAAGUCAUGUCACUUUAAAAUUACAGAGAAACAUUACGACAUUGCCAAACAUCAGAACAAAAGAAGGGGCUCUGGUUCAGCAGCUUUCAAAAUUGAACAAAAUCUUAGACAUGACAACAUGAGUCAAUAUCAUCCAUUCCAACUGCACCACAACUUACUUUCAUGCCUCUAAUAUUACAAGAGUGCCGUCCAGACCUGCUCAUUUUAAAGUGACACUUCUGACUUAAAGGUAUAAUGAACGAUUAAUUGAUUAAUCUAUUGAUUGACUCUUGUGUUAAUGUCCAUGGCCUUUUCUCAUAAUCCUGUCAUCUAAUAAUUUCUUCCCAUUUUCUCUCUAAAAGUGAGGUCAGUAUUUGCCAGGUGAGAGCGACAGUCAUGCUGUAUGAUGACAACAGCAAGCGCUGGGUACCAGCAGGAUCUGAUACUCCUGCCUUUAGCCGUGUCCAGAUCUUUCACAACCGCGCCGCCAACACCUAUAGAGUGGUGGGCCGAAAAAUACAAGCAGACCAGCAGGUAGGAGAUAACUGUGCUACUCGUGUAUUUUUGGUCACAAUCACAGUCUUUCUUGUGAAAGGUUGUAUUUGGAUUUGCUCUUUUAAAUAAGAUGCCAGCAAUACAUUUGAAGAAAGUUGGGACAAGAGCCUUUAACACUCUGAAGUUGUUUCAGAACUAAAUAUAGUGGUUUGCUCUUUACAUAGUACAGUUUUAACCUGCAUGUGGAUGCAGCAAGAAUUACGCUCACAGACAGUAUUUUUGAAAGGGAUUUUGAGUCCAUGUGGCGAUUUCCACUACAGACUGUUUUUAAUGCAGUCCUGAAGAUUGUGGCCAUUUAGUAUUGGCUUGAGUCCCUGUCCCUUUUGCACAGAGUUUUUUUUCAGUGUCUCUUAAUCCUUUAAUAAUAUUACUUACUGUAGAUGAUAAAAUCCCCAAAUUCUUUGCCAUUUCACAUAAAAGGAUUUCCCCCAGGGUGUUAUUUUAGCACUACAUAACAGUGGUGCAUCAGUCUGAAUUUUGUGGAAGUUCAGACUAAAUUUGGAAGUUUGGUGGCAUUUGCUUGGUUGAAUUCCUUUACAUUGUGCAAAUAUUAAGUAAAGGGUCAAAAUAAGACAUUUUUCUCUGAGAUAGAUAGACAGACAGAUAGAUAGAUAUAUAGAUAGAUAGAUAGAUAGAUAGAUAGAUAGAUAUAUAGAUAGAUAGAUAGAUAGAUAGAUAGAUAGAUAGAAUUUUAUUGUCUUUGUGACAAGCACAACGAAAUUAAAGACCUCCUUCAAUGUUUUAGUGAGGAAAUUUGUUUGAGACUCUUUCCAUGGAUGCACACAUUCAGAACACAAAUCAAACAUAUUUAAUCUCUGCAGAAAAUACAGAGACAAAGACAAAGUCCUUUCUACACUGAGUCAAUACAGAAGAAACAUAAAUAUAGAGACACUGACUUUUCACGCCACAUACUUAAUUUCUUACAAGUAAAGAGGAAGCUACCUAUUUAAAGCUGUAACUGGUGCAAGACCUAGAAAACUCUUGCAAGAGCAAGUUUUUUUCUUCCGAAAGAGCUCCUCUGCCUAGUCUGUACCUGCAAUAAGAAUAAAGAGAGUGAAGAUUCACAACACAGAUUCUUAGAUAUUGAGUGAAAUAUUGAGAAAACCAGAAUUUGAUGGUUUGAAAAACACAAAACUGAAAGUAGGACAGCAUAUGAUGUUGAAACCCCAAAUUUCUGUUGUUUCAUGAAUAGAGUUUAACAGUGAUGCCAGCUCCACCAUUUUAAAAAGAUGGGACAGGGACAAAAACACAUAAGAAAAAGUUGUGUGGUGCUAAAAAAGAUAAAACACUUGAAGGGAUAUAUUUCAAAUGAACAGAACAAUUUUCAAUAGGUUGGUAACAUGACAUAAAACAGGCGCUCGAGAGGCUGAGUCCCUCAGAAGUAAAGAUAAAACAGGGUUCACCACUCUGUGAGAGACUGUGUGAGCAAACAGAUCAACAGUUAAUUGAAGAAUUUGAGAUUUUAUUGAUGCAGCUCCUGAUAUCAGGGAACAAUUCUGGGAAUCUGGAGAAAUCUAUGUACAAAAUGGACAAGACCAAAGACCUACAAUUGAUGGUCAUGAUAUUUGGGCCCUCAGGCAGAACUUCAUUAAAAGCAGAUGUGACUCAGAAGUGGAAGUCACUGCAUGGGCCAAAAACGGGCUCAGCAUACUGACCCUGAAGCAAUAAAUACACAAUACAGAGAUAAACCAGUUUUUCCUGUUUACUCCAGGUGGUGAUCAACUGUCCUAUUAUCAAAGGGAUGAAAUAUAACCAAGCCACACCAAACUUUCACCAGUGGAGGGAUCCCAAGCAGGUGUGGGGGCUGAACUUCGGUAGUCAGGAGGAUGCUACUCUUUUUGCCACUUCCAUGAAACAGGCUAUAGAGGCUCUCAGUGCACCUGCAGGUAAACACAACGUUUUAACCAGUGAAGUCAGUGAAAAGAAGAUUCUGUAUAACUUUUUAAGCCACUUUUGUAAUUGUGCCUGAUCAUUCCUUUUAAAAAGUCAGCAACUAUUUAAUUAAAAGAUACUGAUUUUGCAAUGAAGAUAAAUCCCCCAUAUAUUGCUUUUUUAAAGUACUCCUUGUUUUUGGCUCAUACACAGCUCCCCCUGGACCCCCUGCACCUGUCGUGGAACCACAGAUAAGGUAUGCUUACUUAUACUCACUUUUGAUUUGACCACUGAGUGUUGUUCUAUUUCCCUACAAGGCAACAGACUGAAACUGACGCCUUUUUAUGACCUUCAAAAGCAAAUGAGACCAUCAGCUACAAGGCUGAUCAUUUCUCACUUUUUUUUAAAUGCCUGAAACUGCUGUGAGGAGGUAGGUGUAAACCAGAUAUUAGACAGCAGGCUGAAGAAACAUCCUUUUUUCACUUAUCUCCAGCGUGUGAAACAUUUCUCUGUUAAAAGAAACCACAGUGAUAAACUCUACUUCCACAUGUCCAGAACAAGAUUCAAGAGGCAUCAGUUUGUCCACCAGGGACACCAAAAUCUACACAAACUAAAAGUUUCUCACAGCAGCUUUAUUUACUUGUUUUGAAGACAUUUGUGAAGAAGACAGUGCUUUACCUUUUUCAUGAAAAGUUAAAAAUGAAUGAUUUUGGGUGAACAAUCAUCUUUAAGCAGCUGGAGCCUGUGUCCGUCUUCCUUGACUUUGCCAGUCUAAAAAUAAAUCAAAACAAAUUUUAAUUAUGAUUUACAUUUGCCCAGACAAGAGUACCAGAGCCAACCAGAGCAGGCCUAUACUAGCACCCCGUCCUCUCCUGCCUCCCAUGGACCACCGGCCCCAGCGGCACCCCCGCCACCUGCAGCACCUCCAUGCCCAUCUGCACCUCCAGCUCCCCCUCCUCCUCCCCCAGGGGGCGCAGCUCCACCAGCACCAGCACCACCAGGGGGAGGAGGAGGAGGAGGUGGUAAUAGAGGUGGUGGAGGGGCAAGCGAUCUGGCUUCAGCACUUGCAGGCGCUAAACUGCGUAAAACUGCUGCUGCGGUAAGAUAGAUAUUUGCAGUUGUGUCUUUGUGCAAUGCAUCUGUGCAAUUACCAUGGUAGGCCUUUUUACUAACUAUAAUAUUUGGAUUGUUUAAAAAGAACUGGGCACACUGAUGGUUGGUCUUAGUGUCUGGUUUGUGACCGUCUGUUAUUGUAAAUCCUGGUCUUGCUUCCUUGUGUGUCUAGCUCCCCCCUCUAAACAAGUUUACUUGAUACCCCAACAAAAGUAAGAGGGUACAGUUAUUUAGGGACCUUUCUCAACUCGUGAUGAUGUAAAUGUGAAUAAUCAUGUACCCAACACAACUGAACUAAACUGGACUGUUAAACUGAAAUACUGUUCAUGGGGCAAAUGUAUUAACAAGGGUUGUUUUUGUGUACCAAGGAUGACAGAGGAGGGGCAACCCAAGACUCCAAACCCGCACCAUCAUCUGGUGGAGGUGGAGGUGGAGGUGGAGGUGGGGGUCUAAUGGGAGAAAUGAGUGCUAUUCUGGCCAGGAGGUAAGGUUUUAUUAAAAGUAGACUUAAUUUACUCGUUUUUACCAUCUAUUAUGUCAGUCUCAGACACCUAUGGAGUAUCUUAGUAUAACUUGCAGCUUUACUUUGGCUGCUUUUCCUCUUUCUCUUUCAGUUACAGCUAAGAUCAAAACCUAGUAUUUACCAAGUGAGGAAGCAAGCUUCCAAUGUUGUAACUUUCUACGUUUAUAGAUCAGUAUGAAAGACCUCCUUAAAGAAAUAAAAGAGAUGAUAUUUUUUCUUGAUACUCUGAUACUCAAGACUUCUGGGUAUUCACAAUGUUACCUGUUUUUACAGGAGGAAAGCUGCCGAUGAUCCUGCCACAAAAAAAGCAGAACCUUGUAAUGUAAGUUCAUUGAUGGUUAUAGAUUUCCUCAUAUUUUGCUGAACUUUUUAGAAAAUGAAUUUCCAUUUAAAAUAAAGAGCCAUAUUUUAAGAUAACAUAAUUAAAAGGUAAAUACUUCAAAUGUGUCUACAGGAGGACUCUGAUGGCUCAAAAUCAAGAUUUUCAGGACCAGAUGGUGAGUUAUGUUGUUCCAUCAGUCUAGAAUGUUUACUAAACAGAAAACAAAUGAGCUAAAUCUGCAUAUGUGUUAACUUUUAAUCUAUUUACAGGAUUUUGUUAAAUGACAAGUUAUGAUGUAUUCUUCAUCUGAAAAUUGCCCCACAAAUAUUUUGGCAUCUUAUAUCUUUUCACUCUCGUGGUAUUGGGACCUAUUAUAAAUUUCUGUGGUCAAAAUGAAAGAAAGAAAAGAGUUUUCUAACAGAAAUGUAACAUUUAAAUAUGUUGAAUCAUACUUUAUCAGACAGGAAUGAAAAGGUGAAAGACAAACCUGCUGGAUUUCCAAGGUAGGUUCCCUCAAUCAAACAAUAUCCACUUAAUUCAUUGAUGCAUUUUCUUAUAGUUUACAGACCUUUAUCAUCUUAGCUGCUUAAUAACCUCUGCCACCAGCAGUGUUAAAGAAAAAUAUGAAUUUUGCUUUUUACUUUGUAAUUUCCAGGGAAAUGUGGUUGAUUUAAGUUAUCAGUUUUUUGGUGGCUUCCGUUAAUUUAGACAAAAGAUUGAUUUAAAUUUAGUCAGUGUUUGUUUAAGUGUAACUUUCACGGAUGGUUUUAACUUUUUUAGACAGUUAAUGAAGAUAUUUCUCUUGGUUGUGAAAAUUUCAGGUUUAGUCCUGGCUAUAAAUGGGUCUCUUACUUGGACUUCUUCCUAUCUUCCUGUCAUAUUAAAAUUGAUGUCACCGUUAAUAAUAUUUUAACAACACAGAUGUCAUGCUAAAUACGUGAAGCUUCGUUAAACUGAAUUAUGAAUAACUCAGGGUACUCGUAUAUGAGUGUUGAGAGUCAAUAACUCAUGGUUUAGAAGAGGUUGGUAUAUGUUUAGGGUAAGGUAGCUCACUAAUGAUCUGUGAAUGGGGUAUAACAUGCUAAUCACUAAAAGGUAUUCUUUUUAGUUGUGCUGCCUCAUCAAAAUGUCACCACUUCUCAAAUACAGUAAUGUAAAAGGACAGCAGCAUUUAAGGACACCUUUCUCAGCAGUGAUCGCUGUAUGUACAGUUGUUUGGUCUUGCCACCAUAGGCCUUCAAGUGGUGGAUGCUGCCAUCUUGGCUAUUUACCAACAAGCUCCAAUUUCAUCAUUUUAAGAUAAAGGAUUGUGACUGGUUCAGUUUAUCUGACACCAUGGGGGAAUUGUUUCAAAUGAUCAGACCCACAUGCCAGAGACAAUGAAAAUGAGCUGGCUGAUGGGUCUGGGAACACCAGGCUAUGAAAGACCCUUCUUGAAAACAAGAACUGCACUGCCUCAAUUAUGGAGAGUCAAAGAAGAGCACAGCUCAGCUAUGUCAUUAACCACUUUGUCUCUCUAAAUAUAUGGGAAUCUACAAGCAGAUUAGACAAGUAGGGGGAUAUAAGGUUGGAUAGGUGUUUUGGUAUACAGGCAUUUGAUUCCACUGAAAUGAAAAGACAGACUUUAACAGGCUGGAAACAGCUGUAAAUUAUACACCUCUUUCUUCUCUUGUUUCCAACAGACCCAAAUCCAACAGUCAAAAGGACUCCACAACUUCUUCAACCUGUAACUCCCCAAGUGCCUCAGCAUCCAGGUACCAAUCCCUCUCUUUUUUUUCUGUUUUUCAGCCUUCUUCCGAACCUAACUUCUGGUUCAAAAUUUUACCUCUUAGUGCUUCGGUCAAUAAGCUGUUUUCAGUAUGAACAUGUCAAAACUCUGCUCAACCACCCCUGCUGCUUUUGUCAUAAGUCUUCCACUUGCAGACGCUUCACUGUAACAAAUAAGACACCUAGCGUGUGAUGGUUUCCAUCUGAAAGUACAAACCACAGCAACCGAAACUAAAUUUGAAGCUGCUAUUAUGAUUCUGAACUUCAUUCUGACACCCUGCAUGCGCACUCACGAGCCUUGUACGCUUUUAGUUGUUGACAAAAUAUCAGUGAAAAAACUAUGUGCUGCACUUGUGUGAUAAAUUAAAGUGAAUACAAGCAACAUUUAGGAACUCUUACUCCUUGAUGCUAUGCGCUGAUACUUUUCCUAUAAAAUAUAUUGUGUAAAAAUACAGGACUUGCUUUGUUUCUCUUGUGUCAGUGCUUUGAAAUUAAUAGAAAUAUUGAUUACUUUUCAUAGUUUUGCCAGUAAAACAGGACCGUCCUUAUCUUAUGGAGUUUAGAUUUACUGUGUGUUGAUAUGAAUCUGUUUAUUUCAGGAUCAAAUCUUCGCCAAAAGGCUCUGAUGGUGUGGGAAGUAACAUUAAUAUGGAACAAAUCAAACAGGUUGGUUUCUCCAUUUUUGUGAUGACACAGCAGUCUUACACAACUCAACUGUCAUUCAUGCUCCGGUGUGACUCUACAAAGAGUGAAUUUUAAUAAAUUAAACCUCUCAUGCAAAAUUAUUACAGCAUUGGACAUCUAUUUUAAGAUUUCUUACAAAGGCAGGAUUUUCAAUGCUGCAACCCACUGGUCUUUGCAAGUUUAGCAGGAAUUUCUCAAAAUCAAGAAGAAGAAAAAGCAUAGUAAAGCAUAAAAACACUUGAAAAUGAACAGAGAUGCCAAAAUGAAGAACUUUUAUGACAUGAUAUAUGUUAUUCCCAAUUCAUCAUCUUUGCAAAGAGUACUGUCCAAGUGAAACUUAUUAUGUUUGAAGUCAAAGCUCUCUGGCUCCGUCCCUGUUGUGUUAAAUUACUGAAUAAAUGUUUCAGGCUUUGAAAGCUACAAGUUUACUAAAAGACUGAAUAUGCAGCUGAGUCAGAUUAAAAUUAUUACUUUUAUCUGUUUUAUGAAGGAAAUUGUGGAAGAGGUGAAAAAAGAACUUCACAAAAUAAAGGAUGAGAUCAUCAAGGGUGAGUCCUAUAAAUCUGUGUGCCAUUAUAUGCUGUUAUGAAGUUGGACAGAGAAGUUAUUCAGGGCAAGAGAUUUACUUGACUUUUCUUUUUCAGCAAUGAUUGAGGAGCUACGAGGUGCACAGCCUGAGUGAAGGGCAUCCCAAAGAUGGCAGAGUGAAUCAGGAAAAUAUUGAAGAGAUGUGAAUUUUUUCAACAUGCAAUGCUCAGGAAUUUUUAAGUUUUUUUGAAUAUUUUUUUGUCUCGACAGACUCUUACAAUAAUACAAAAAGUUGAUACUCAUUUUAUUCAGUGUGAUUAAAAACAUCUCUAUUUUACAAAAUAAAUUUCACUUUCAUAUUUAAUUAUUAGAACAUUUGAAAGUAGAUUUUUUUAGUCACUUUAUCUAACCUGCAGUAUGUUUUCCUGCAGAGACCAACGGAAACAAGAACACAGUCAGAAAAAUAGAAUAAAGCAAACAUGAUGUAACAUCACAGUUCUCUAGUACAUAAAUCAAAUGGUUUUAAAUUGGCAAAAGUACCCCUGACGUCUCUGAACAACAACUUUUUUCUUUUGUAUAGCUUUUUUUUUUUUUUUUGCACAACAGAAGGAGGCUCUUGUAUCAAACUAUAAAAGUGCUUUCCUUUUAACUUAUUCACAUUUAGUUGGUUUAUCUUCAGUCACACAUUCUACUUCUGCUGACCUGUUUCCUCUGUCUCACUUCAGAUGUGGUGCACGUACAGACAAACUAGAUCAAAAAUACCCAUCAGAAAUUCUACCACGCAGAGCACUGCUACGAGCUCAGCUGUCCAGCCCAGCUCUCCUUCUGUUAGAUUCAUGUGCUGUUAAGCCAAUUCAUGUGUUCCUAUCUGCAGAAGGAUAAUUAUUGCUCAGUGAUUUAUCCUUGCUUACUGCAAUAGUUCACUUGACUGCAUAAACAUUGUUCGCAAAAUAAAAAUUUCAUGACCACUCACAA
This is a messenger RNA of Xyrichtys novacula (pearly razorfish), 11882 nucleotides long. NCBI's taxonomy places the organism in Eukaryota, Metazoa, Chordata, Actinopteri, Labriformes, Labridae. The record is from the annotation of a GenBank genome assembly.